CCGACGGGUUACCGUCUCGGAAACUCUCAAUCACGCAAGCGAAAGCAGAGGAGGCGGCUAAUUAAAUAUUGAGCAGAAAGUCGCGUGGGGAGACUGUCACGUGGGCCUCGAAGCUCGUCACGCCUGGUAUAAAUACCGGGAAGCACGGAGCAGGCGAAAGAGCGCGCUCGGACCUCCUCCUCCUCCACCGCCGCAGCCAGCGCCAGUGCGGAGCCGGGAGGCGCGCGCGUCGCAGCCGGGGACCCGGGCCUGAGCGCCGCAAAAUCCAAUAUGAAAAUCCUCGUCGUCUUGGCAGUCUUCUUCCUGGUUUCCACACAACUGUUUGCAGAAGAAAUGGGCGCCAGCGAUGAUCUAAAUUACUGGUCCGACUGGUCCGACAGUGACCAGAUCAAGGAGGAGCUGCCGGAGCCCUUUGAGCACCUGCUGCAGAGAAUCGCCCGCAGACCCAAGCCUCAGCAGUUCUUUGGACUAAUGGGCAAACGGGAAGCUGAUUCCUCAAUUGAAAAACAAGUGGCCCUGUUAAAGGCUCUUUAUGGACAUGGCCAGAUCUCUCACAAAAGGCAUAAAACAGAUUCCUUUGUUGGACUAAUGGGCAAAAGAGCUUUAAAUUCUGUGGCUUACGAAAGGAGUGCAAUGCAGAAUUACGAAAGAAGACGUAAAUAAACUGCCUAACGUGUUAUUUAUUCAGCUUCAUUUGUGUCAAUGGGCAAUGAAAGGUAACAUAAAACAUGCACUAUGAGGAAUAAUUAUUUAUUUAAAAACAAUUAUUGUUAUGAGUGGAAAACUCAGAAAAAGUGUUUAUUUUUCAUAUUGUGCCAAUAUGCAUUGUGAACAUGUGUUAUAAUUCUAAUAUGACUCCUUCAGAAGUGGAAAUAAAUGGGGAUUUCCCAUGACAGCACAGUGUUCAGUGAAAUUGUAAAUGCCUGGUCUCCAAAGGAAGAAAUCAUAGAUCUGAAGCAGCCACGACGGCUGCCGCAAAUAGCGCGGAACUUCCUCUGCAGAUGUGUUCCUUGUUGGUUUUCAUGGUGAGAAAGCACCGAGACCUUGGUAGCAAGCGGUAUUUGUAUCUCUGCAGCAUGUUUCAUGUUUGGGGCCUAUAUAAAGAUGUUUUAAAGUUUUAAUGUGAACCUAAAGUCUUGAUUUAUUGUAUGAUGUGUUGUGAUAGCUACCAUUUUAAAUAAAAGAGAAAAUAUCUUGA
Chinchilla lanigera (long-tailed chinchilla) is the source of this 1198-nucleotide messenger RNA. It is a transcript of the gene Tac1, whose product is annotated as tachykinin, precursor 1. The record is from RefSeq and is a predicted model, not a curated record. Gene Ontology annotation, biological process: tachykinin receptor signaling pathway. The coding region runs from base 271 to 663 and encodes 130 amino acids. Lineage: Eukaryota; Metazoa; Chordata; Mammalia; Rodentia; Chinchillidae. The transcript is spliced from 7 exons.